AUGAUGGUGUAUGCACAUUUGAUCUUCCUAUCUACCUUCCUCUUGGUUUCCGUGACAUCUGAAACAUUUGAUGCAAUGGAAGGUGAGGCUUUGGUUAUAAAAUGUCCUCGAUGGAGUUCAUCUGUGAAAGUCACCUGGUAUCACAUGGACACAAACAAAAUAAUUCCUGCAGAAGAAGAGGGAUCACAAAUAUUUUCCUUAGAACGAUUUCUUUGGUUUCUGCCAACUUCUAGAGAGCAUUCUGGAAACUACACUUGUGUUAUACAUUUUUCAAAUAAUCGCACAAGGUCAUUCAACAUGAGCGUGCAGGUGCAUCCAUACAAGCAAGGAGUAUGUUUCCCAAGUCGGAUUCGUUAUCCAAAUGACACUGGAAGAGGAAAAGUUGUUUGUCCUACAAUUGACAAUUAUAAGAAUGCUACUAUCAUCCAGUGGUAUAAGGACUGCAGACCUCUUCAGGGACAGAGAUACUUCAAGGGAGAAAAGUAUAUUUUUAUUAACAACCCAAGAAAGGAGGAUGAUGGUUAUUAUACUUGUCGAUUUAGCUACACUCAUAAAGGAAAUGUGUUUAAUGUAUCAGCAACGAGGAUUUUCAUAAGUAAGGCAAAACACUCCCCUCUACCUCCUAGAAUUUUAUUUCCAAAGGACAAAGAUGUAAUUGAAGUGGAGCUUGGUGCUCCUUUGUCUCUGAAAUGUCAGGCCCGCUUGGGAAUUAAGAAACAGCCAAUGGCUGUUGUCACAUGGGAUGUGGAUAACAUCCCAGUGAAAUACUUACGUGUUUCAAGAUUCCACGAAAAAACUCAUUCUUUUGAAGGACGUGAGCAAGAUUAUUACAAAGAGACUGCUUUGCAUAUUACUGAAAUAAAAAAGGAGGAUCUGCAGGCAAAUUUCACGUGUGUAGCAGUGAAUGAAAUGCACAACACAAGAGCCACAGUGACGUUGCAACUCAAAGCACAAUUGGGUCUUCCUAAUGUCCUCUUGAUCAUAGGAUCUCUAGUUCUGCUGGUUGCAAUAGCAGUCUCCAUUAUACUUUAUCAGUCCUUCCGAGUUGAUAUCGUCCUGCUGUAUCGGGAAAUAUUUCAGCCCUACUCAAUCAAGGAUGAUGGGAAGAUAUAUGAUGCAUACGUUAUCUACCCCAAAAACCACACCAAUGAAGCUAAUUUUGUGGAAUAUUUUGUUUACCAAAUAAUGCCUGAUAUUCUAGAAAAUAAAUAUGGAUAUAAACUGUGUAUUUAUGGGAGAGACAUACAUCCCGGAGAAGAUACAGCCAGUGCAAUUGAGAAGAGUAUACAGAAGAGCAGACGACUGAUCAUCCUUCUAACACGGCAGCUGAUUAAUUGUAAAGAACAUGCUUAUGAUCAACACAUUGCUUUAUACAAUGCCCUCAUUCUAAACGAUACAAAGGUGAUCCUGCUGGAAAUGGAGACAAUUGGGACUUACGAGAAGCUUCAGGAGUCUCUUAGGUUUAUUAUUAAGCAGCAAGAUGAAAGUUCAGAAACUUGGGAGUAUUUCAAAAGGAUAUGA
Molecule: messenger RNA, 1521 nt
Organism: Nestor notabilis (Kea)
Lineage: Eukaryota; Metazoa; Chordata; Aves; Psittaciformes; Psittacidae
Gene: IL33R
Product: interleukin 1 receptor-like 1
Exons: 11
Coding region: 1-1521 (506 amino acids)
Biological process (GO): signal transduction
Molecular function (GO): interleukin-33 binding; interleukin-1 receptor activity; interleukin-33 receptor activity
Source: RefSeq, a predicted model, not a curated record